Messenger RNA from Lathyrus sativus (Indian pea), 549 nucleotides. Lineage: Eukaryota; Viridiplantae; Streptophyta; Magnoliopsida; Fabales; Fabaceae. The record is from the annotation of a GenBank genome assembly.
AUGGCAACAAAUGAACACGUUCCAGUAGAAUCCGAUCCAAACCCGAACCUAAUCCCGAACCAGAACCAAACUCCGAAGCAGUCUCCACUUCCCGAAGACACAGACGAACUCAAGAAAGUCUUCAACGAUUUCGACGCCAACGGCGACGGCAAGAUCUCCGCCAACGAACUCGAAACUGUUCUCCGAACACUCAGAUCCGACGUGCCACAGGAGGACGAACUCCGACGCGUGAUGGAAGAUCUAACCACCGACCGUGAAGGUUGCAUCAACUUAUCGGAGUUCUCCGCGGUCUGCCGCUCCGACACUUCUGACGGUGGCGGUUCAGCGCUUCGCGAUGCUUUCGAUCUCUAUGAUCGCGACAAAAACGGACUUAUCUCAACUGAGGAGCUUCACCUGGCACUGGACCGCCUCGGAAUGAAGUGUUCCGUCGAGGAGUGCAGGGAUAUGAUCAAUUCCGUUGAUUCUGACGGUGACGGUAGUGUUGACUUCGAUGAGUUCAAGCAGAUGAUGACGGCCAAGAGCCGUGCCGUUAACGACUUUGUCAAUUAG